CUAAGCAAACAAAAGUCCACUCGAGUUGCUCAGCGUCUUGGGUAUUUUUAUGUACCCGAACGAUUAAAAUUGGCGUAUCUUACUUCGAGUUACAACAAGGACAUGUUGGAAAACAUUGAAUAUAUGUUCCCGACUCUUAAAGAAGAAUUAAACAUAAGUAACUACGUGAGUCGCUUUCAAACACUCUUAUAUUUCGAAGAGAUUGAGUGUUUUGUCAAUUUUCGAAUGUAUGACCGUGAACGAGCGCAUUUCACACGUGAGAAAGAAUAUUUAGCUCUGACCAUAGAAAAUGAAAACCUUUCCGAAUGUCGUCCUUCGUUGCUAAUUGGAGACAUUAUCGAAGCGAAAGACCCCUCCGUCGAAACUGAAAAUGCCGAACACACAUAUGAAGGAGUGAUUCACAAGGUGCUUUUCAAUCGCAUUCUGUUUAAAUUCGAUGCCAACUUUCAGCAAAAAUAUAAUGGCGAAGAAUAUCGUUUAAAAUUUUACUUCUCCCGGUAUGGCUACCGGAAACAGCACCACGUCGUCUUACGAGCGGUUAAGAAAUUAGGCGAACAGUUCUUGUUUCCAUCCGGAGCACAGACGCGUGGAUGCCGACAAUUGGAUAUACGGGUAGAUGAUGAGGAAAACCUCUUGUUAGGCAGUUACCAGUGUAAAUGGCACAAUUGCACACUGAACUCUAUACAGAAAAAAGCCAUAGCAAAUAUACUACGAGGAGAAGUUUACAAUAUGCCAUACGUGAUUUUCGGACCCCGCACAGGAAAAACUGUAACGCUAGUGGAGACCAUUUUGCAAAUUUUUAAACUGAUACCCAGUGCACAUCUACUUGUAGGCACACCUUCUAAUAGUUCUGCUGAUUUAAUAACAACGCGUUUGAUUGAAUCCGAUGUACUCAAAAUGGGUGAGUUUAUACGUCUAAUGUCCCAUAAUCAAUCCGAAAAAGAGCUUAUACCAGAGUAUUUGAUGCCAUAUUGCGCCACAGGCGACAAAUAUUGGGAUACUGGCAUAGAUGGCACCUAUAAACAUGAUAUGAUUGUGACUAAGUCCGGACUCAAAGUAAGAUGUCAAAGGAAGUUUUUACGGCACCAUCGAGUAAUAAUUGGUACUUGCGAUACACUUGGAAAUUUUUUGCAAAUGGGCUUUCCACCGCACCAUUUCACACAUGUAAUAAUCGAUGACGCCGACCAGUGUACAGAACCUGAAAUUAUGGUUGCUGUUGCUCAAGCAUCAAAAGAGCAAUGCCAGGUAAUCCUUGCUGGAGAUCCCCAUCAAUUCCAACCAAUCGUUAUAAACAAAUAUGCUCGUGGACGCGGUUUAUCCACAUCA
This is a messenger RNA of Glossina fuscipes, 1326 nucleotides long. Its product is annotated as probable RNA helicase armi. Gene Ontology annotation, molecular function: helicase activity. NCBI's taxonomy places the organism in Eukaryota, Metazoa, Arthropoda, Insecta, Diptera, Glossinidae. The record is from RefSeq and is a predicted model, not a curated record.